UGCCGGGGCCGCUCACUCACUCGGAGUUCUCCUCCCCGGGGCGCGUGUCUCCUCGGGGCCCUGAGGUACCGAGCGGGGCCGCCACCACCUUGCGCGAGGCGGAUGGAGGCGCCGCCGCCGGCCCCUCGGAGCUUCCCUUCCAGGGCGCCGAGUCCUUUCCCCCGGGUCUUUGCUGCUGAUAAGGGGGCUGCCGAGUCGGAAGCCCCUGCAGAGCAUCGGAAGCUGCCCUCCUACAUCCCAGGACGCUCUUACCCGGAAUCCGGAUGGGACCGUCUCCGGGAGCUGUUCCUCAGAGAUGAGCAGCAGAGAAUUUCAAAGGAACUUGAGAAUAUCUACAGGGCAACACUUUCAGCAGGCAUCAUUGGCUGGGCUUACGGUGGAAUACCAGCUUUUGUUCAUGCUAAACAGCAGUACAUUGAGCAGAGCCAGGCGCAGAUCUAUCACAACCGGUUUGAUGCUGUGCAAAGUGCACACCGCGCUGCCACGCGGGGCUUCAUUCGCUAUGGGUGGCGCUGGAGUUGGAGAACCGCCUUGUUCGUGACUAUAUUCAACACGGUGAACACCAGUCUAAAUGUGUACCGAAAUGAAAAUUCCCUAAGCCAUUUUGUCAUUGCAGGAGCUGUCACAGGAGGUAUUUUCAGAAUAAACUUAGGUCUGCGAGGCCUGGUGGCUGGUGGCGUAAUUGGAGCCUUGCUGGGCACCCCUUUUGGAGGCCUGGUAGUGCUACUUCAGAAGUACUGUGGUGAGACUCUUCAGGAGAGGAAACAGAAGGACCGACAGGCGCUCCAUGACCUCCAGCUGGAAGAGUGGAAAGCCAGACUACAAGUUACUGAGAUCCUCCCCAAGGAAAUUGAAAGUAGCUUACACAGCAGUCAAACUGAGGAUGAUGCUAAGAAAAUUGAAGUUCUGCUAAACCUUCCUAGGAACCCUUCAUCAAAAGAUAAAGAAGACAGAGACUGAGAGGGCCUGGACUUGAAGUGCGAUGUCGAAUUACAGGAGCUGUGUGGCCGUGCCCAUUGAAAGCCAGGUGGCCUCCUGUGGUAGCAGUGACCCACACUUAUCAUUAUUAAAUACACUUUUUUCUUAAACCAAUUCUUGGUACAAUAGAACUCUCACUUAUCCUUCAAUUUAAAUACAUACAUUUUGAUCUGUUGAUCGGCCUAUAUACAAAAAUUUCUUUUCCCUUCAUGUUACAGAAGUAAAAUAAAACAUUUCCCAAAAGGUGGAAGUAUA
This is a messenger RNA of Ochotona princeps (American pika), 1233 nucleotides long. RefSeq names its product translocase of inner mitochondrial membrane domain containing 1 (gene TIMMDC1). Gene Ontology annotation, cellular component: mitochondrion. The coding region runs from base 103 to 960 and encodes 285 amino acids. NCBI's taxonomy places the organism in Eukaryota, Metazoa, Chordata, Mammalia, Lagomorpha, Ochotonidae. The record is from RefSeq and is a predicted model, not a curated record. The transcript is spliced from 8 exons.